UCUUAUCAUGUAAAAGCUAUAAAAGUCUGAUGUUGCUUAAUAAAUAAAAGAUUUUCUUUUAGACCUCUAUGUGUAUAAUUAAGAACUUUUCAAAUUUGGUAUCAGAAUCACAAAGAGGUCUGUAAUGCUCAAACACUGCUAGUGUAGGUGAGUGUGUGACAAUGACUGAAACUAAUAGCUUCGCACAAGCAUGCAUUCCCAAGUUUAACGGGAUAUAUGAUCAUUGGAGUUUGAUCAUGGAAAAUCUCCUUAGAUCAAAGGAUUACUGGAGUGUCGUCCAAAAAGGUUAUACAAAAUCAGCUGAUGAAGAAGUACUGACACCAGUUCAGAAGAAGACCUUAGAAGAAACAAGGUUAAAGGAUUUGAAGGCCAAGAAUUAUCUCUUCAGUUCCAUUGACAAGACCAUUCUGAAGACAAUUUUGCAAAAGCAAAGGCCAAACAAUUGUGGGACUCAAUGAAGGUUAAGUAUCAAGGGAAUGCUCAGGUGCAGCGUGCUCAACUUCAAACUCUUCGUAGAGACUUUGAGCUACUAGAGAUGAGACCGGAAGAGACAAUCAAUGAUUACUUCGGGAGAGUGAUGGUGGUGUCCAAUAACAUGAGAAACUGUGGUGAAGACAUACCAAAUGUCAAAAUUGUUGAGAAGAUUCUACGUACUCUCGCCGAGAAAUUCAAUUACAUUGUAUGCUCAAUUGAGGAGUCAAAGGACAUUGAUAGUCUCUCAGUUGAUGCUUUACAAAGCUCGUUAUUGGUUCAUGAGCAGAAGUUUAGAAAGAAUGGUGGAGAGGAGCAAGCACUAAAGGUUAGUUAUGAUGAAAGAGGAAGGAGAGGUAGAGGAGCUGCAAUUAGAGGCCGAGGGAGAGGCAGAGGGAGACAAAUUAACAAGGACACCGUGGAAUGUUAUAAAUGCCAUCAACUAGGGCAUUUUCAAUACAAAUGUUCUAGCAGGGACAAGAAAGCCAACUAUGUUGAGGUUGAUGAGGAUGAAGAGAUGCUCCUGAUGGCUUUUGUGGAAACUAACAACACAAAAAGGGAAGAGAUGUGGUACUUAGAUUCCGAAUGUAGCAAUCACAUGUGUGGGAAGAUGCAGUACUUCUUAGAUUUUGAUGGUACAUACCAACAUUCGUGA
Manihot esculenta (cassava) is the source of this 1126-nucleotide messenger RNA. RefSeq lists its product as uncharacterized. The coding region runs from base 455 to 1126 and encodes 223 amino acids. Gene Ontology annotation, molecular function: nucleic acid binding; zinc ion binding. NCBI's taxonomy places the organism in Eukaryota, Viridiplantae, Streptophyta, Magnoliopsida, Malpighiales, Euphorbiaceae. The transcript has a single exon. The record is from RefSeq and is a predicted model, not a curated record.